AUGAAUGCCUGUCGGAAGAAGGGUCGUUUGUCCUUCUGCAUACGAGCUGAAAUCGAACCGAAAAAUCGUUCAGGUGUAAACUCACUACAGUAUGAUCCGUGUACAGACAGACUGUUUACUGCUGGGCGGGAUUCCAUAAUCAGAGUUUGGAACACUAAAAAAUCAUCGGAUCCUCUUGUACAUACCAUGGAACAUCAUGCUGAUUGGGUUACAGAUAUUGUACUUUGUUGUGGUGGCAAAAAUCUCAUAUCUGCUUCGAAUGAUACGACAGUGAAGGUUUGGAAUGCCACGAAAGGAUUUUGCAUGUCGACUCUGGGUACACACAAAGAUUAUGUACGAGUGCUUGCCUACGCACAACAUCGUGAGGAAGUUGCUAGUGCUGGUUUAGAUGGUGCAAUAUUUUUGUGGGAUAUAAGAACACUCACAGCACUUACACCAACUAAUAAUACAGUUGAAACUCGUCCACUGACAACAAAUGAUGAAAGUACAUAUAGCUUAGCUAUGAAUCCAUCUGGGACAGUCAUUGUAGCUGGUGGUCCUUAUAAAAGAAUAUGGGUAUGGGAUCCUAGAUCACGUAGUAAACCUUUCGACUUACGAAGUCAUACUGAUAGUAUACGUGCACUUGCUGUUCGACCAAAUGGUGAAGAGAUUAUUAGUGGUAGUUCUGAUGGAACAAUCAAAAUAUGGUCACUUGGUAUGCAGCGAUGUACAGAUACCAUUCGCACACAUAGUGAAAGUGUAUUUACAUUACAGGUGAAUAACAAUUGGUCAACUGUUUAUUCCGCUGGUAAAGAUCGUAAGAUUUGGGCUACUGAUUUGCAUAACCCCGGUCAUUCUACAUUAAUCGGCGAAGAGACGGAUCCAGUCUUAAAGCUCCUAUUACAUGAAGGUCGAAGUCAGUCAUUUUUAUGGUCUGCAACAUGUAAUACAAAUGUAUCACGUUGGCUUAUUAAACAUAAUCCUACUGGAAUGUGUUCUCGAUCAAUUGUAGAUGACGAACAAUAUUCAUAUCAUUCUGAGAAUAAUACUGAUAUGGAUCAUACCAGUAUAGAUAAGUCUUUACCAAUGUCUAAAUGCUCUGAAUUUGUAUCAAAUUCUAUCCCCGUUUCAUUACCAUCCAAUGCUCAUAAUAAUAAUAAUAGCAGUGAUGCUCUUUCAGAUGUUUCUAGUCAUGAUCCUGAUCACAGUCCCUUAUCUAUAGAUAAUAAUAAUAAUAAUAAUAAUAAUAAUAAUAAUAAUAAUAAUAAUAAUAAUAAUAAUAAUAAUGAACAACAUAAUUCUUCAUUAUCUUCGAAACCUGAUUUUGUUAUAAAAGGUGGAUCACCAAUUGUACAGUUUCACAUAUGCCCUGAAAAACGUUUUAUAUUAACGAAAGAUAAUGAAGGUAUAGUAGCUGUAUAUGAUGUUUUAAAAGCAUCAAUGAGUGAAUGUUUAGGUGUUGUAUCAUUUGAAGAAGAAAUUAAGAAACGUGAAAAACUUAUUUAUGUUCCAAAUUGGUUUAUAGUAGAUUUAAAAUGUGGAAUGCCAAUUAUUCAUUUGGAUGAAGGUGAUUGUUUGUCAGCCUACAUAAAUGCUUCUGAUGCUGGUCUAUUAAAUGAAUUCAAUGAUCCCGGUUACUGUUAUGAUACUAAAAUUAAUUACGGCUUUGUAUUACUCAGAUCAUUAUUUACUCGUCGGCUAACUGCAUCCUCAAACAAUACCAAUCCUAGUAAUAAUGGAAACAAUAUGGAUAAUGCGCGCAACGAUUUGAAUACAGAUCAAAUUUUAGAAAUUCCUGGACAUACGCCAAUUAUUUUAAGGUAUUUUUCACACUAUUUGAAUAAUUAA
This is a messenger RNA of Schistosoma rodhaini, 1827 nucleotides long. The record is from the annotation of a GenBank genome assembly. NCBI's taxonomy places the organism in Eukaryota, Metazoa, Platyhelminthes, Trematoda, Strigeidida, Schistosomatidae.